Molecule: messenger RNA, 5667 nt
Organism: Gekko japonicus
Lineage: Eukaryota; Metazoa; Chordata; Lepidosauria; Squamata; Gekkonidae
Gene: NUP210
Product: nucleoporin 210kDa
Exons: 40
Coding region: 1-5667 (1888 amino acids)
Cellular component (GO): nuclear pore
Source: RefSeq, a predicted model, not a curated record
AUGGCGGCGGCGGCCCCUGCGCCCUGGGAGUUGUUCUGGCUACUCCUUCUCCUGCCCAUUUCCGUGAUGCCUUCCAAGCUGAACAUUCCCAAAGUGCUUCUGCCGUUUACUCCGAGCACCAGAAUCAACUUCACCCUGGAAGCAAGCGAGGGCUGCUACCGCUGGUCUUCUACCAGACCAGAAGUUGCCAGCAUAGAAGCUGUAGAACAAGACAGUCGGCAGUGUUCUCAGAAGGCUGUUGUCCAGGCACGAUCAUCACAACCGACACGUCUUACAAGUAUUAUUUUGGCUGAAGAUGUUAUGACUGGUCAGGUGCUUCGCUGUGAUGCUAUAGUUGACAUAAUUCAUGAUAUUCACAUUGUGUCCACAACCAAAGAACUGUAUCUUGAAGAUUCACCACUGCAACUGAAAAUUAGAGCAUUAGAUUCUGAAGGAAACACUUUUAGCACUUUGGCAGGGCUUGCUUUUGAAUGGACAAUCAUGAAAGAUCCAGAAGCUAAUGGAGUCUCAGAUUCCCAUAAUGCACUGCGUAUCCUCAAGUUCUCAGAAUCAACAUAUAUACCACCUUCCUAUAUAAUGAAGAUGGAAAAGAUUGCUAAACAAGGAGACAUUGUUUUAGUGUCUGGCAUGAAAACAGGAAGUUCAAAAUUAAAAGCAAGAAUACAGGAAUCUUUUUAUAAGAAUGUACGAGCUGCGGAAGUCAGAUUGUUCAUUUUGGAAAACAUCCUUCUAAAUCCAGCUUAUGAUAUCUACCUGCUGGUAGGAAUGUCAGUACAAUACAAAGUUCAGAAAAUAAGGCAAGGGAAGAUUACAGAAUUAAUGAUGCCUUCUGAUCAGUACGAACUGCGACUUCAGAACCACACAUUCAGCCCUGAGGGAGAUACAGCCUGGCCCAUUGCCAAGCUGGAUCAGGCAACAUCCACGGUUACUGCAUUGCAGCGGGGACAGACUAACAUCGUACUUGACCACAAAAAUAUCCUUCUCAUUAGUAUGCAGGGUGCUUCUAAAUUACCAAAUGGUAGUAUUUAUGUUGUGGACCCAGGAUACUUAGGAUUUUCAAUUCACCCUGGGGACAGAUGGGUCCUGGAAACAGAAAGGCUGUAUGAAAUAACAAUUGAAGUAUAUGAUAAAUCUGGUAAUAAGGUGUAUUUGUCGGAUAAUGUCAGGAUUGAUACAUACUUUGCAAAAGAAUACUUCACAGUUCUGCAGUCCUCUCUGAAUGGAUCGUAUCACCAUGUGAAAGCAAUAAGGGAAGGCCAAACUAUUAUUACUGCUUCAUUAACAUCUAUUGUGGAUCAGGAUGGAGGUGUGCACACAUUACCUGUUCCUGUACUAAACCAGCAAGAAAUAGACAUUUAUGUCCCCAUUGCCCUUUCACCAAACAUUUUGACAUUUCCGUGGCAGCCAAGAGCAGGAGCCUAUCAGUACACAAUAAAGGCUCAAGGUGGAAGCGGCAACUUCACUUGGUCUACAUCUAACCAAAAUGUUGCUACAGUGACAGUUAAGGGACUAAUGACAACUGGAAAUGAUAUUGGUGUCAGUGUGAUACGUGCCAGUGAUGUUCAGAACCCAUUACACUAUGGGGAAAUGAAGGUAUAUGUGACAGAACCUAGUGACAUGGAGUUCAUACCGUGUCAAGUUGAGGCACGUGUGGGUCAAAUUUUGGAGCUGCCUCUGAAGAUUAAUGGUCUAAUGAAGGUGGAAACUAGUCAGAUAGUCACCCUGAGUGACUGUUCACAUUUUGAUUUAGUUGUCGAUGUUGAAAACCAUGGUGUGUUCAGUCCAAUUCAAGGAAAGCUAAACCCAACUCCAGACUACUGCAGCGGAGUCAGAGUAAAAGCUGAAUCCCAAGGAUACACAGCACUUGUAGUUAGCUAUACACACGGUCAUCUUCACCUCCGUGCGAGUAUCACCAUAGCUGCCCAUCUACCACUCAAAACAAUUGAUCCUACAUCUGUUGCAUUGGUAACUUUGGGUUCCUCCAAAGAGAUAAUAUUUGAAGGAGGAUUGAAGCCAUGGGUUCAAGAACCAUCGAAAUUCUUCAGGAAUGUCAGUGCUGCAGAUCCAAGUGCCAUUGGUUUAUUCUUACUAGGGUCAGCCACAAAUAGGAAUCCCUUCCAGCAUUGGGUUAGGGCAUCUUGCAAAGCUUUGGGAGAACAAGUAAUUUCAUUAACAAUUGGAAACAAGCCCACUAUUACUAAUCCAUUUCCAGUAGUUGAAUCUGCAGUUAUGAGGCUGAUUUGUGCCACUCCCUCCCGAUUCAGUUUGGUACCUGUAUAUGCAAAUCCUCAGCUAGGUCUCUCCUGUCCUUUGCUCCCUCAAAACAAACAAGGGGUUCCUGUCUCAAAUUACCGCAAUCCAGUAUUGGAUUUGGAGGCUUAUGAUCAACAGGGGCGUAAAUUUGACAAUUUUAGUUCCCUUAGUAUCAUCUGGGAAUCAAGAAAACAUUCAUUAGCUAGCAUAGAAUCCAAUAUGCCAAUGGAGCUGUCCUUGAAAGAUCAUGGAAAUGGUCAGAAGAAAAUGCAUGGUUUGCAAACUGUUUUAGUUCACGGUGAAUCUGGAACAACAACUCUAUCAGCUACUGCAAGUGGAUAUCAGCAUUCUCAUCUCAAUGCUGCUAAAGUAAAUAAUCUGUAUGAAUCUCUUACACCUGUGUCUGCCACUAUUGAGCUGAUACUUGUGGAAGAUGUAAAAGUUAGCCCUAAAGAAGUGACACUCUAUAAUCACCCAGCUGUUAAGGCUGAACUGCUUGUUAAGGAGGGCUCUGGAUACUUUUUCAUUAAUACAAGUGUUAUCGAUAUAGUUAAAGUGACCUAUGAAGAAGCCGAAGGUGUUGCUGUGGUAUACCCAUUACUUCCAGGGUCAUUGUCUGUAAUGAUUCAGGAUUUGUGUCUUUCCUCUUCUUCACUUUCUAAAGCUGAAGUAUAUGUGUCUGAUAUACAUGAAGUAUAUGUUGGUGGUGUUGAUAAGGUAGAGAUUGGCAAAACAGUUAAAGCAUAUGUCAGAGUACUGGAUGCUUCCAAGAAAUACUUUCUGGCUAAAUACUUUACUUUCAUGGAUUUAAAGCUGAAGGCAGCAUCUCAGAUUAUUUCCUUGAAUCUUCUCAGUGAAGCUCCGGAUGAAUACACUGCUACUUUUGUAGUUCAUGGCGUGGCCAUAGGUCGAACCAGUAUUACAGCAGUUGUCAUUGACAAAGAUGGAGAGAGAAUCAAUUCAGCUCCACAGCAAAUUGAAGUAUUCCCUCCUUUUAGACUAAUACCAAGAAAAGUCACAUUACUUAAAGGUGCAGUGAUUCAAGUUAUUUCUGAAGGAGGUCCCCAGCCUCAGUCCAACAUAAUCUUCUCAAUGAGCGACACCAGAAUUGCCUCUGUGAAUAGCAGUGGCCUUGUAACAGGAAUGAUGAUUGGGAACAGUACCAUAACAGGAAUGGUUCAAGCUGUUGAUGCAGAUACUGGCAAAGUGGUCGUGGUAUCCCAGGCCAAAGUUGACAUUGAGGUAAUUCAGCUUCAGGCUGUUAGAAUCCAUGCACCUGUUACACGAAUGAAAACUGGCACUCAGAUGCCAGUAUAUGUGAUGGGUAUAACCAGCAAUCAAACUCCGUUUUCAUUUGGAAAUGCAGUGCCUGGAUUAACAUUUCAUUGGUCUGUUAGUAAAAGGGAUAUUCUGGAUGUAAGGGCAAGACACAGUGAGACUUCUCUUCAGCUUUCAGCUCAAUAUAAUUUUGCCAUGAAUGUUUACAGUAAGGGCAAAGGAAGAACAGGCUUGAAGGUUAUUGUGAAAGCCGUUGAUCCUUCAGCAGAACAAUUUUGCCACAUGUUGAGAGAAUUGUCAGAUGAAAUCCAGAUACAGGUAUUUGAGAAACUGGUGAUUCUUAAUAUAGAAACAGAACAGAUCUUAAUGUCACCAAACUCUUUUUUCAAAGUUCAAACAAACAGGGACGGGGUGGCAUCUCUGAGUUACCGCGUCCUGGAUGAUCAAGACAGGAUUCCUGUUGUACAGAUUGAUGAGAGAGGCCUUCUUCAUUCUGGGUCCCUGAUAGGACUGGCAACAGUAGAAGUAAUUGGGCAAGAGUCAUUUGGAAUCAACCAGACCCUUAUUGUUGCUGUCAAGGUGGCUCCUGUUUCCUACCUUAGAAUAUCCAUGAGUCCAAUUCUCCACACAAAAAACAACGAGGUAUUAGAGGCCUUACCUUUGGGAACAACCAUGACUUUGACAAUCCACUUCCAUGAUAAUUCUGGAGAUAUCUUCCACUCACAAAAUUCUGUGGUCAGCUUUGCAACAAACAGAGAUGACUUUGUACAGGUUGGGAAAGGAGCGUUCAACAAUACUCUGAUAAUCCGAACAAUGAAUGUGGGGCUAACAGUGCUUAUGGUUUGGGAUGCAGAGCACAGCAAUAUUGCAGAUUAUGUGCCCCUUCUUGUUCAGCAUGUCAUCUACCCUGAACUCAGAGACAUUGUUGUAGGCGAUGUCAUCUGCUUCAGUUCUUCACUGGUAAACCAAGAAGGCUUGUCAGGGUUGUGGAGUUCUUCUUUAAAUGGUGUUCUUCAAAUUGACCCAAAGACUGGAGUAGCUGUAGCAAGGAAUUCUGGGACAGUUACAAUAUAUUAUGAGAUCCCUGGACUACUUAAGACAUACAGAGAGGUAUUGGUUAAUGUACCACAGAGGAUUUUUGCAAUAUAUGUAAGUGGAACAAAAACAAGUUUGGAGGGUAUCUCAUCUUCAAAAGUUAUUGUCAAAAUUGGGCACAGCAGCAAAAAUAUGAAAGGGGAAUGUUCACCUGCCCAAAUUGAAGUGCUUGAAGAAAUGAAGCCUCAGUCUAGUAUCAGUUGCCAUCUUCAUUUCAACACUGAUUUAUUUGAUUUCCAAGCCUCUGAAAUUUUUAUAGCAGAACCCGGGUUUGAUGCAGUAUCAGGACACUAUACUUGUUCUGUCACAAUGCACAGACUUCCUGACAGACAACUAAAGCAACUGACUAUGAGCAAAACUGUUCUGGUUGUAACAGCUUCAGUCCAGAAUGGCCAUUUCCCUACUGAGCAGAUAAGUGCUGAAGUGCCAUUCAAUCCAGGAUUUUACGCUAAUGAGACUGAAAUUAUCUUGAGUAAUCAUUACCCAAGUUCUGAUGUGAAAAUUUUUGGAGCCACUGAAAUUCUUCAGAACCUUGAAGUGAAAUCGGGCUCACCUAUGGUAGUGAUCUCUGAGAAAGACAGAACUUAUGGCUUGCCUAGUUAUAUAACUUACACUGUCAGAUUAUCAGAUCCAAGACUGUCAAGCAAAGGUUCUUUAUCUACCACACUCACUAUAACAAGCAGAGUGACGGACCAGUCUUUCACUAUCCCAGUGACAAUGAUUUAUGUAUCUGACAGAACUAUGUCAGUGAAAUAUGGAGCCAGCUUAUUCUAUCACUUCAUUGAUUCCUACCAGAUCUUGUUUUUUACACUUUUUGCACUGCUUGCAGGUACAGCUGUUAUGAUCAUAGUACAUUGUGCCAUUUUUUCACCAAAAGAACAGAAAGCUCAUCCAGCUUUUACCCCAAGGAGAAGCCCCCAGCACAGACCAAAUGGUGUUGAAUUUCCUGUUCCAUCUGCAGUUGCUUUCAGCCCUAUACCAUCAAGUAGAGAAAACAGCUCUCCUACUAGGCUAUGGAGUCCCCAUUAUGCUUCACAAUAG